Molecule: messenger RNA, 1140 nt
Organism: Lactuca saligna
Lineage: Eukaryota; Viridiplantae; Streptophyta; Magnoliopsida; Asterales; Asteraceae
Source: the annotation of a GenBank genome assembly
AUGCAAACUUUUGCCGGUUUUUGGGACUUUUUCGUUUUUAAUUUAAUAAAUCAAGAAGCAUUUGUUCCAUCAUUAGGCGUGAAUGUAACCGGCAUACGAGAGAAUCAUUUACAAUUAAACAUAGAUCAAGAAGCCUCUGUAUUCAUUUCACUUGUAUCAUCCACUCAAGAUCAUGAUGUAACUGAUGAUGAAGAAAAUAAUGACAAUAAUGCCCUCAUACCCUUAAUUGAUGGCGAAGAAGAAAAACAACCCGUGAAAAAAAGAUCAUUUCUUCCAAAUAGAAUCAGCUCCGAAAUUCUUUUGAAACAACUUUUUCAUGAACAUGUAUUUGUUCGGGCAAAGAACCGGUCAGCUUCUCCCAACAAAAGUCAACAGUUCGGGCAGCUAAGAAAAGAUGGGUCAAAGUCAAACCUUCUUGGUCAUUUCUGCAUGUCUCUAACUCACAGAAUAUUUUCAUAUAAAGUUUUGACACAACUAGAAAAUCUGGCUAAGAGUGUAUCGUAUGUUAGAUUGGUGUCUCAUCCUACAUGGACUUCUCGUACAUCUUCAUGGACACUGGUGGUGGAUGUCCCUCAGUCCAUUCUUCAUUCCGGCCACCAGAUGUGGGCGGCAGAGAAGAGGGGGAAGUCACAGUCCCACACUAAAGUGGUGGUGAUUGAUGAUUGUACUAAUAUUGAAGGUGAAGGUGCUCCGAAUGUAGUCGGGCUCUUUAAAGGGAAAUGUGAAAACAGCUGUUCCAUCAAUAGAUAUGAUUGUAACUUAGCCGACCUUCAUGUCAUACUUUUACAACAGGUUGCGAGUCAAAUUAUCCAUUGGCUGCAUGAAGAAGCUCUUAGUGUGGGAAUGAACGCGAGUCGGGACUUUUUAAGCUUUUGUUUUGAGGUGGAGCAGGGUGAAGCGGUGGGUGUGGUGGUUCAUGUGGAUCCGGAGGAUGGUGAAGGCGGCAUAUCGUGGUGGUUGGUGGUGGGGAAUGGCGGAGGAGUGGAGGAAUACAAGGUUGAAAGAGAGGAUUCGGAGGGGGAAACAAAGAGAUAUUUGGGGCAUUUAUCUCUUGAUGUGUUGUAUGCAACUUUGUUGGAUCUCUUGACCAUGUGUAGCAAUGGUGGGAGCCUCAAGUCUUCGUUAGUUAAUCAACUGUAA